Molecule: messenger RNA, 900 nt
Organism: Topomyia yanbarensis
Lineage: Eukaryota; Metazoa; Arthropoda; Insecta; Diptera; Culicidae
Exons: 1
Coding region: 19-840 (273 amino acids)
Source: RefSeq, a predicted model, not a curated record
GAGAAAAAUCCGUUCGCCAUGUCGCUAGAUCUGAAAUUGGAUGAAGACUUUCUGUUCAUCCUAAAUUUUGCACGCAACAGCAUGCACUUGUUCCAGAAUCGACCGGAGGAUCGUGCCAUAAUCGAGUCCUGGUUCGAAAAGCUCUGCCUCGAAGUGUAUCGAGGAAUCGAUGCGAAACGGCUCCGUAAUCUGUAUCUGGUGAAGCUGGUGACAUGUAUUCAGUCGGGUGCUUUGCUGGAACCGUUUCGGGAGAAACCGCACGGGGUAGGGUUGGAUCCCUUACCGCCGGAGAUUGUUCCUUCGAACAUGGACGAGCCGCCAUGGUUGGCUGAAUUUGACGCUGCCGCAGCGGAAAUGACUCCUGGUACAGCAAAGGAUUUUUCCAGCUACGUGUGCUCCAGAGUGCUGGAGAACGGAAGAGGUAUCUGUGCGUACGUGGCCGUUUCGGUGGCAGAUGAAGGUGAAAAGCCGAAAUGGUUCGAAAUGGGUUCCGGCAGACCACUUCUGCUUUCGGGCUUUGACGCGGAAAUUGAUAAGGCCUACGAAAAGAUGAUUGAGUCCACCGUCGGUACUGCGGUAGACGAAGAACCCGCAGCGUUUAUAGAAUUAGCCGAGGAUGUGAUAAUAGCCAUCCAGGAGGAGGAGAGCGGUCUCACUGGUCCGGACGAGCAUCCUGGUUUGGAGAAGUUUAUUACGGAGUUCAAAAAGCAUGUCCGUGGGAAGCCAAUGGAAUGGGAACUGCUAAGAUACAGCCACAAGAAAAGACGUGCAAUGUUGCUGUCAUUCCUGCAAAAGAAGUUACAAGAUCAGGUUGAUGAGAUCAAGCUUUAUCUUCAUUGAUUGAGAGUGGUUAUAAAUUCAAAAUGGUUUCGUCAAAAAUAUAUUUUAAUUAUUGCCUUU